This is a messenger RNA of Stegostoma tigrinum, 2743 nucleotides long. It is a transcript of the gene jagn1a, whose product is annotated as jagunal homolog 1a. Gene Ontology annotation, cellular component: endoplasmic reticulum membrane. Gene Ontology annotation, biological process: vesicle-mediated transport; granulocyte colony-stimulating factor signaling pathway; endoplasmic reticulum organization. The coding region runs from base 635 to 1186 and encodes 183 amino acids. The record is from RefSeq and is a predicted model, not a curated record. NCBI's taxonomy places the organism in Eukaryota, Metazoa, Chordata, Chondrichthyes, Orectolobiformes, Stegostomatidae. The transcript is spliced from 4 exons.
CAUACCCAAUUUCUGUUUUCGGGAAAGAAACGCAAUGGGGGAUCACUAGUGAAAAGUUUUUUUUAAAAAUCAGCUUAACUUGUUAAAAGGGUUAGUUUUGUUGUCUUUAUGUUCAAUGGACCGCACAUCCGUUGGAUCUGCUAGUUUUUUUUUCCGAGCAAAUAAAAUGACUGCCUCGCUGUUCUUGAAUGUUGUGCAAUGCAGCAAGUAAACGAUUACGGAUAAAAUCCACCCGCCCCUCGAACCACGACAUCAAGCUAAGAAAAUUCAGAAUAGAAAGAAGUAAAAGGAGAGGACACCAGCCACAUCAUCUCCAACACUCCUCAACCACCUGCUGAUACAUUUGAUAAUGUCUACAGCCUCUCAGGCACCCUGAUGCCUCAACAACCCUUCCCAACUCAGCGUGACUGUCCUCUAUAACCAACUAUCCCAAACACCCAGACUAGUCUGCAACUCAAUAUCCCCCACUGAAGCAACUGACAUUGGAAUAAAUUGGAUUGAUUCACAAGAAUAAGCAUGGACUUAUUAAGGGAAACUAACUUGCUGAAGUUAGGCAAUGGAGAAGAUUGAAGAGGGGAAGGCUGUUAUGUGCUGUACCUGGACUUUCAAAAGGUCUGGAAGCUGAUUGGCCAUCAUGGCGUCCCGUGCAGGCCCACGUGCAGCAGGAACAGAUGGCAGUGACUUCCGACAUAGAGAAAAAGUAGCUUCACAUUAUCAGAUGAGUGUGACUUUGAAGUCUGAAAUCAAGAAACUGAUAGUUGCACACAUGGUAAUUUGGAUGUUGCUCAUUCUUCAGGUUAUUGUCAGUCACAUGAAAUUGGUGUCACAUGACCUGAUAGCUAUGCCAUACCAAUGGGAAUACCCCUACCUGCUGAGCAUCAUACCAUCCAUCUUCGGUUUUAUAUCCUUUCCUCGGAACAACAUCAGUUAUCUUGUGCUCUCCAUGAUCAGUGCAGGGCUGUUCUCCAUUGCUCCUCUAAUUUAUGGUACCAUGGAGAUGUUUCCCAUGGCACAACAGCUCUAUCGUCAUGGCAAGGCCUACCGCUUCAUCUUUGGCUUUUCUGCUGUAUCAGUCAUGUACUUGGUCUUGGUUAUUGCAGUGCAAGUUCACGGCUGGCAGAUUUACUACAGCAAAAAGUUACUGGAUUCUUGGUUUACCUCUACACAGGAAAAGAAAACGAAAUAGUUGAUGGAUGAAUGCUGAGACCUGGUCAAUGAACAAUGUGAAUAUAAUGGGACUGUAUCAGUCCUGUAAAUAUGAUAGUCUGGUGUUUAAACGCUGUAGAUUGUUUUGUGUGUGCUGGUUUGUUAUUAAUACCAUCUUUGUACCCUAGUGCAUUUGCUUCCACAUCACUUAAAACUGACAGUGCUAUGUCUCCAGGAUAUUUGGUGCAAAUGCCAUUCCAUACUGUGGAUGUCAAUGUGAUGCAUCAUACUCCAUUUAAGGAUACAACACAAUUACAAAGCUGUUGGGAAAUGCAGUAAAUUCAGAAAUGCUUCAGUGAACCUGAUUUUAUUGAAAUCAAAGAUUUGAUUGUACAUGGAAUUGAAAUGUUGUAACUUGUGAUUUUUCAACAGGACAAACAUUUUGUUUUUGGUUUAAUUGGCUGUGAAAAGCUGCUGUUAAGAUUUUUUUGAAACAUAAUUUAGUCUUGUUAAUAAGUUAUGUGGCUGAUAGAUUGGACCAUUACGUAGCUUUGGGACUUGUGCUAUGCCUAUUCCGGACUGUAUUUAAAUACAAUCAUGAUUGGAUAGAAUGUUGAGACCCAUAAGGUUUGUUCACUCCUUUAAGAUCAAGUCAGCCUUUUCGUUUACUAUGAAAGCAUUCCAGAUUAAUUGAGCUAUUUAAUUAAAAAUAUUCGUUCUAACACAAUUAAAAGAAUUUAAAGUAGCUAUGUUCGUAAUUUCAGUAAAGACCAACAUAUGACAGUGCAUUUAACCCUUUGCAUAUACUUUAAGUUGUGUUACAGAACUAUCUACGUUCUGGAUUUGGCUCCUGUGCAUUGUGCCAUCUGUAAUGUUGCAUGUAAAACCAUCUCUGUAUAUAUUGGAUCUCACGAUCUCAAGUGUAAAAUAUAUCAAGUGGCCAGUGGAUUUUUUUGCAUCUGCCUUAUUGAGAAUCUUGAUAUGUGACACAACUAUAAUAUUGUUUACCUUCAAAGAAAUGCAGAGGCUGUCAGCACACCUGCAAUUAUUUAAUAAUGACAGCAUGCCUACUUAAGAGACAUGGUGCUGCGUAAAUGUGGACUGAAUUCCAUUGGCAAGUUGUAAUGUGGCCUAACAAAAUGAGGUGGAUUCCUGUUCCAUAUUCAAACAAACUUGAGGAAGGAAUUUCAUCCUGUUUAUUUGCAGAGCUGUAAGGAAGUUUAAUGGUAGAAAAACACUGAGGUGGAAGGCCUGAUAAUUGUCAGGAGCAUAGGUUGCAUUUUAGUUGCUGCAAGUUUGAUUUUAAGGCUAAGAGCUUCACAUCUAGCUGUCACAAAAAUGAAAAUAUUAGGUAUGGUUAAUUCUAAUUUGAGAAAAUUUUGUGUUUUAUGUUCAAAUGGGCGUCAGUGAACUUAAUUUUUAUUCUGAUUUUCAUUAUUUCAUAUUGUGUUUGCCACAAUGGCAGCAAAUUGGAUGCAUUGCUUAAUUCAAAGUUACGUGGUUAUGUAACAUAAUUUAGUUGAGCUCUAAUGUAAAUGGAAUAACUUGAUGCAUAUGUAUGUGUUUUGCGCUUUAUGAAUAAAAUUGAGUCAUCAUA